AUGGCCCCCAGUUCCAAACCGACAGCUCGUGAUGAAGGGAAACAAGAGUUGAAAGAAAAGCAAGGUGGCCAGCCACCUCCAGGACACCGAUCAGGGAAACGGAAUACCAAAAUAAAAUCGGUCCGCAACAGCCAGCUCAAAGUUAUCCACAGCAACACAAAGAAGGGAAUUCUCAUCGAGUUUCUUCUUUUUCACUUUUUGCUCGUCUUUUUGGUCCUUGUUUUUUUUGCUCUUCAUCUCAGCAACGUAUAUUGGCAUCCACCCUCACCGAGCAGUAACGUCCUGAGCGCCUUGCAGUUUGUGGCAAAAGCCCACGAAGCCUUGAUCGUAACGACGAUAUCCACAAUCCUCCUCGACCAUAUACGGUACAGACUUUUUGCUUCGACAUCUCCCGGCAUUCCGCUGGGUCUGGUCACCGCCCCAUUUCGUCUCAGCUCUGCUGCGCCUACUUACCUCGCGAGUAGCGAGUUCUUUUCCACUCUAAGAGAAUGGAGACGUCUUAUGGCCAGGGACGUAGUGACCGCGGUGCUUAUCGUCUACCUGUUCAUCAUAGUACUAUUAGCGAGCCCAUCAGCGGCCAUCACCAUCUUGCCGAACCUGUCGACGCUGCCAUACCCCGAGUCUUUCCAGACAAUCCAAUCCGAGACGAGAGGCCGCGAAGGCGUCUAUCUCGAUUUCUACAAGGCCUGCCAUUUUGCCGACCUGUAUCCCACCCUCCUCAAUGCUUCGUUCUUAGAGGGGGGGAAUUGCCCAACAGCUCAGCCUGGCUGUCCUAUAAAUGCCAUUCCGGAAGUGCUCAAGCAGUUCUACGAAGUAUUCCUUACGAACCUAGUCGACUUUGGCACCUCUUACAAUUUUACGGUCCGGGCGGAGCAGACGAUCCGCUCUAGGCUGCUAGAGUCGUCCAAGUCGUUUGGGUUGAAUGAUGGUGGGCCCGAUUCGGCAGCCGAAAAAUACUACGUGGAAGUGGCAUACGCGACGACCUCGCCGAGGUCUCUCAGCGUGAACAUGGGGUUGCUUACAGAGCUGGUCGGACGAUGGCUAAGAUCCAACGGGAGGAACUGGCCGGUGCGAAUCACGUCCACGGCGGGCGACUCCACGGGAACCUCGCUUUGGAAGCAGCCAUUUGUCACGACGCACUGCUCGCACAGAGAUAGCCCUCUCGAGUUCUCCAAGUGCAACGGGACCAUCACUGACGCUACCCGGUUUGGAUUUCCGGCCUCGGACAACUCGACCAUCUCGGUCACUGUGGCUGCGGACACCUUACCGUGUCCGGCCCUCAACGCUUCGAGCGCCAUCAUCAUACCACGGACGAGCCUAAGCUCCAGCCCAGCCAUUGAAAUUUCCUCGGCGUUGGCCUUCGAAACCAGCAACAACGCCACAACGCUCUGCAUCAUCAGCGCGCAGUGGCUUGAGGCGGCCGAGACUUUCAAGAAGCCGCUCCAGCCAGGCAACGUCCCCGACUUUGCGCUAGCCGAACCCAACCUCGAUCUCCACUACCACGGCGGCGAUAGUAAUAGCAGUAUCGGUAGUGCCGGUAGUGGUAUCACCGGAGGAAGAGGCGGAGGAGGAGGAGGCCAAGUCCUCACCCUCACGCAAGACUGGCUCGAAGCCUUCGACCAAUGCCAACAGCCCUCCUCGCCGGGCUACUUUGCCAACCUGACGACCAUCUGCGGCGCAAGCGGCGGGGCACGGCCGAACCCCGACGCGGCGUGUCUCGCGGCGGGGCUCUCGACGGGCGUGGCCGAGGGCCUGUCGCAGGCCAUGGAUGCCCACGCCACGUACUACCUUGGCUCGACCGACGACGAAGACCGCGCAGGCCGCCACCCCGGCAAGCGGACCCUCUACAGACUGCGGUCCAACGCCGAUCUCGCCAACCUGGAGCCGUUUGUCGAGGUCGACACAGGUACUACGUCUGACGGUAACUCGGGCGCGGCGGCGGUGCGGUUGUUGUUGCCGAAGUACACCCAAAUGCAGUUCGCCAUCACGCACGACGUGUAUGCGUAUACGUUUUCCUCCGGCCGUGGUGCUGCUGGCGGCGGCGGCGGCGGCGGCGGCGGCAACGUCACGGUGUACCUCGCGUUCACGGUGCUGUUCCUAUACGUGGCGACCGCGGCCGCGCAUGUGCUGCUGUUGCUUGUCGGCAGGACGUGGACCAGCACCGCGUGGUCGAGUCCGGGGGAGCUGCUUGUGUUCGCUAUGCGGGGGGUGGGGGACGGCAGCGCAGGGAUGGGGAUGGGGAUGGGGAUGGGGUGGACCCUGCGGGCUGUCGUCGAUGAGGUUGAUCCUGGCGAGUGUGAGGGUGGGAGCUCGGGGCCUGGGGCCGUGUGUGCGGGCUUCGUGGUGAGACGUGAUCGUUCUCGUCGGAAAAAGAAGAGAGCAAGCAGGAAACAAGACCAGCCAACGAAAAUGAAGAGGCUUUAUACGUACGCAUAUUGUUAUUUCUAG
This is a messenger RNA of Lasiosphaeria miniovina, 2448 nucleotides long. RefSeq lists its product as uncharacterized. The coding region runs from base 1 to 2448 and encodes 815 amino acids. The transcript has 4 exons. The record is from RefSeq and is a predicted model, not a curated record. Lineage: Eukaryota; Fungi; Ascomycota; Sordariomycetes; Sordariales; Lasiosphaeriaceae.